AUGGGCCGUCUAUCAGCCAGCCAGGCUACUCCGCCUGCCUACAACUCUGACCAGGAGAAAGCCGCCAAUACAAAGGGGACGAGUUUCCUGGCCGGCAAUAUCUCAGACGAUAAUGACUUCGAGAAGAGGGACCACACCCACCGCAAGCUCAAGUCUCGGCACAUCCAGCUCAUUGGUAUCGGUGGUACCAUUGGAACUGCCCUCUAUGUGCAAAUCGGCAAGGGGCUCCUGAAUGGCGGCCCGGCCUCUCUCCUGCUGGCUUUUGCGAUCUGGUGUACCUUCAUUCUCUGCGUCACGCUGUGCAUGGCUGAAAUGGUGACAUACACGCCCAUCUCCUCCCCGUUCAUCCGCUUUGCUGGCCGGUACGUCGACGAGGCCUUUGGGUUCGCCGCCGGCUGGAACUUCUUCGUCUUCGAGGCGGCCAUGGUCCCCUUCGAGAUCGUCGCCUGCAACCUCAUCAUCAACUUCUGGAGUGACGCUGUGCCCGUCGGUGCCAUUGUUGCCAUCAUCCUCGUCCUGUACGCCCUCAUCAACGUGCUCGCUGUGAAAUGGUACGGGGAGUCCGAGUUCUGGGCCGCCCUGGGAAAGGUCAUCCUCAUUGUUGCGCUCAUUCUGUUCACCUUCAUUGUCAUGCUGGGUGGGAACCCCAACAAGGACCGGUUCGGUUUCCGGUACUGGUAUUCUCCGGGUGCUUUCACUGAGCUGUAUUAUGAGGGGACUCUGGGGAGGUGGUUGGGGUUCUUGCAGUGCCUUAUCCAGGCUUCCUUCACCAUCGCCGGCCCCGAUUACGUCUCCAUGGCUGCUGGUGAAGCCGAGAACCCGAGAAAGGUCAUGCCCCGUGCCUUCAACUCCGUCUUCUAUCGUCUCACUAUCUUCUUCAUCCUCGGCGCGCUUUGCGUUGGUAUUCUCGUGCCGUAUGAUUCCCCGGAAUUGAUCGCAGCCUUCAAGGAGGGCAAGCCAGGUGCCGCUGCCUCCCCUUACGUCGUCGCCAUGGAGAGGCUCAACAUUAGCGUCUUCCCCCACAUCGUCAACGCCUUGGUUCUCACCUCCGCCUGCUCCGCCGGCAACUCAUACGUCUACUGCGCCUCGAGAUCCCUCUACGGUCUCGCCCUCGAGGGCAAGGCACCCAGGUUCCUGACCACCUGCACCAAAGCCGGUGUGCCCAUCUACUGUGUCGUAGUCGUCCUGCUGAUCGGCCUUUUGUCCUUCCUGCAGCUGUCGGAGAGCUCGGCGGUGGUGCUGAGUUGGUUCGUGUCUUUGGUCACGGCGUCGCAGCUCAUGAACUUCUGUGUCACCUGCGUGGCCUACCUCUGCUUCUACAGGGCGCUCAAGGCGCAGGGGGUGAGCCGAGACACUUUACCGUACAAGGCGUGGUUUCAGCCUUAUGCCGCUUGGUAUGCCCUUGUCGGAACGUUUGUGAUGAUGUUCGUCGGUGGAUACACGGUGUUCUUGCCUAUUGAGGGGAUGUGGAAGGUCACUGAUUUCUUAUUCUCGUAUAUGAUGAUCAUGGUGUGCCCCGUUCUCUUCCUCGGCUGGAAGAUCAUCCACAAGACCAAGUUCCACAGGGCAUCAGAGAUAGACCUGAACCGGGACCAGGAUGUUCUCGCUGAAUAUGAGAGGAACUAUGUCCCAAUUCCGCCCAGCAACUACUUUGAGAAGAUUCUGGACAAGGUGUUCGGUUGA
This is a messenger RNA of Clonostachys rhizophaga, 1683 nucleotides long. NCBI's taxonomy places the organism in Eukaryota, Fungi, Ascomycota, Sordariomycetes, Hypocreales, Bionectriaceae. The record is from the annotation of a GenBank genome assembly.